This is a messenger RNA of Closterium sp. NIES-65, 1851 nucleotides long. The record is from the annotation of a GenBank genome assembly. NCBI's taxonomy places the organism in Eukaryota, Viridiplantae, Streptophyta, Zygnematophyceae, Desmidiales, Closteriaceae.
AUGGGGGUAUCAAACUCCAAAAGUGGGCUCCACUCCUCCAAUUGCUGCUCCUGGUCGUCCAUCGAUUGCCCGGGCCUGCUACUCUCCCUGGGGUGCUCCGGUGCUCCGUCUGCCCCCCUGCCUGCUGCUCUCCCUUGGGUGUGCCGGGCACCCUCGGCUGCCCCCGUGUCUGCUGCGCUCCCUGGGGUUCCCCGGUCACCCCCGGCUGCCCCCUUGCUUGCUGCUCUCCUUGGGAUGCUCCGGUCACCCCCGGCUGCCCCCCUGGCUGCUGCUCUCCCUGGGGUGCUCCGGGCACCCUUGGCUUCCCCCCUGCCUACUGCACUCCCUGCGGUGCUCCGGGCACCCUCGGCUGCCCUCCUGCCUGCUGCUCUCCCUGGGGUGCUCCGAGCACCCUCGGCUGCCCCCCUGCCCGCUCAGCUCCCUGGAGUGUCUCAAUCGCCCAUGGCUGCCCCUCCGCCUGCUGUGCGGCAGCACCGCUUCCAGUCCGCCCUUGCGACUUACGUGCGUGUCAUCUCCCACCUGGACCCCCUCCUGCUGCCCUCCACCGACAGCUCCUGCUGCCCUCCCGCCGACAGCUCCUGCUGCCCUCCUGUGACAGCUCCUGCCGCUCUUCUCCCAGCAUCUCCUGCUGCCCUCCUACCUGCAGCCGGGCCUGAUUCUCCGAUUGGUCCCGCUGCACCUCUGGCUGUAGCUCGGCCAUCUCCACGUCCACUGCUUGCUGCUCCCUUGCCGGUAGCUGCCCCUCCCCCGGCGGCUCCUGCUGCUCUUCCCUUGGCAGCUCUUGCUGCUCUCCCCCGGGCUGCUCCUGCUGCACCUAUGGCUGUAGCUCGGCCAUCUCCACUUCUACCACUUGCUGCUUCCUUGCUUGCUGCUCCCUUGCCAGCAGCCCCUGCUGCCCUUCCCUUGGCAGCUCUUGCUGCUCACCCCCGGGCAGCUCCUACUGCCCUUCUGCCUGUGGCCGGGCCCGAUUCCCCAAUUGCUCCUGCUGCCCUCCCGCCGGCAGCUCCUGCUGCCCUCCCGUCGGCAGCUCCUGCUGCCCUCCCGCCGGUAGCUCCUGCUGCCCUCCCGCCGGCAGCUCCUGCUGCCCUCUCGCCGGCACCUCCUGCUGCCCUCUCGCCGGCAGCUCCUGCUGCCCUCCCGUCGGCAGCUCUCGCUGCCCUCCUGCCCGCAGCUCCUGCUACCCUCCCACCACCAGCUCUUGCUCCAAUCCCGCUGGCCACUCAUGCUGCUCUCCCGUCUGCAGUACCUGCUGCUCGCCUGCCGGCCGCACCUGCCACCCUCUUGCCUGCGGCUCUUGCUGCCCUCUUGCCGGCAGCUCAUGCUCCCCUCUCGCCGGCAGCUCCUGCUGCCCUCCCGCCGGCAGUACCUGCUGCUCUCCUGCCGGUCGCACCUGCUGCCCACUUGCCCGCGGUUCCUGCUGCCCUCUCGCCAGCAGCUCCUGCUGCCCUCCCACCGGCAGCACCUGCUGCCCUCCUGCCAGCAGUUCCUGCUGCCCCCUUGCUUGUGACUUCCGGACCUCCCCCAACAGCCAGUUCUGCUGCCCCCCCUCCUGCCACGAGGACUGGGUGCCGACUGGACUCCACUGCUGCACUUCCGGCCGAGCUCUCCGUCUUUGUUUCUGCCUUUGGGCCGGGCGAGGCCCGCGCAGGGCUGGGAAGGUUGGGCGUGCCAAGGGAUUAUCCACGGCCGUCUGCUGCCUAUUGUGAGACUCCUGCAGUCGUCGGCAGUGUGCCUCCCAUGCCGCCAUCGCCGUGUCUUCACCGAUGCUUUGCCUGUGCACCCCAUGACCGCACGCGCCCUCUUCUCUCGUGUCAAGUUGAGCUGGAGGGGCGCCUCCCACCUUCAAUGUAA